Messenger RNA from Diabrotica balteata, 1706 nucleotides. Lineage: Eukaryota; Metazoa; Arthropoda; Insecta; Coleoptera; Chrysomelidae. The record is from the annotation of a GenBank genome assembly.
UUUUACUAAAACCAGAGAAAAACUCUUUGAUUUCAUCAAAUUACAUAAAUAUUUUGUGUGUAGUUGAUAAAUAGAGUAAGAAAGUACUGUGACUAUAAUUGUAAUCUAACCAAAUGGUCAGAAGACGAUAAAGGGAGAACGCAUAAUAUUAUAUACGUUAGAGACCUAUUGCAGUUGGUUAUUCUCGUAUACGAAGACCAUUGUGAUUGAUAUAAUGGCAAAUAUAGCAAUUAUUAGUGGCAUCCUAACAGGAUGUCUCCUUAUGGCACUGACAGUAAUUUCCCAAAUGUCCAUUAUAUUUGAAAUUCGCUCCCAUAGCGAACACGAACAUUUUUCAAUGCGUAUUAUAAAUUGGUUGUUCGUAACAGUAGGAAUUGGAAAUAUUUGUGGAUCAGUUGUUUUUUCUUUCUUGGCCGAAAAAGUAGGAAGAAAACAUAUUCUGACUGUAUUAUGUUUACAUUUUUUGUUGUCAUUUUUUAUCUGUGAAUUAAGGAUACACAUUGCAGUCUUAUUUAUUGCUAAAUUUAUUGCUGGUUUAUCAAUUGGUGGAACUUAUGUUGUUGUACCGAUAUACAUUGGAGAAGUGGCAGAAAAGACAUCACGAGGCAGACUAAUCGCACUUAUGAAUCCGUCCUUUGCAAUAGCUAAUUUCUUUAUUACUGGCGUGUUAGAACCAUUAGUUGGAUAUGGCUCAUCAUCUAUACUUAAUUAUAUAUCUGUUUCGCUAGCAAUUAUUGCGACAAUUUUAUCGGUAACCCUAGUAGAAGAAAGUCCAUUUUACUAUUUAACGAUAGGACGUGAGCUUGCGGCAAAAUCAAGUUUAGUAAAAUUAAGAAGCAACCACUCAAAUCAUCAAAUGGAGUUUAACGAAAUUCAAAACAAAGUUCAACCUAAUAUUCCCGAUAUUGAAGUAGGAGUGCAAGUUAGUACUUUUGUAAAAUAUAGUUGGCUUAAACCUUUACUACUGAUGACUGGAAUCCUUGGUUUAAGAUCGUUGUCUGGAAUAAGUUCCUAUAAUUUUUUUAUGGCGUAUGUUGCCCAAUCUGGUGACUGGGACUGGAGUCUAAUAAUGAUCUUGUAUAGUGCUGUCCAUCUAUUAUCUUCCUUUUUGAUACUUUUUAUUAUUGAUAAAUGUGGAAGGAAAUUACCACUUUUGGUCUCUGUUAUAUGGAUGACUAUCACAUUUAUAUUUUUGUAUAUUCUUGUACUGUUGAGUAGAUACAAUAUCCACGUAUCUCCAUACUUAUUUUUUGUAGCAUCGUUAAUAUCAUAUUUAGCAGUUGAUAUUGGAGUUGGACCAAUACCAUUCGUUUUAUUGGGAGAGCUUUUUCCAUUAAGAAACAAAAUGAUGUGUGCAGGCAUCUCGAUGGUUUUUCAUUUCAUUUUGACAUUAUUCUUGCCAAUUGUUAUGUUAUGGAUCAAUAAUACAGGACCUGGACCAUACCUUAAUAUUAUAGUUUCAAUAGCUGUUGCUAUUUCAUUGGUUAUUUUAGUAAAAUAUUUUUAUCCUGAAACCAAAGGCAAAAGUUUGAAUGAAAUUCAAGUAGAGAUAAAUAAGAAUUCACCUCCAAGUAAGAACUCCCCAAUCUUGAUGGAGUAAAACUUUCUCUAUGGACAUGGAAUUAAAAAACAUAACAUUUCAAUUGUUGUAUCUUCAGAAAUAAAAUAUUUCAUUAUACUUAGUUGUUGAAUAUUAAUUAUUAUUU